AGGGGGCAGUGGUUUCAGGGCGAGCGGAGCGGGAGGCACAGGGUUAGGUGGAGCCUCUCCAGGCUGCCCGGGGACAGGUCGGACUGGUUUCUCCCUCCACAGUACCUGCUGCUCGCUCGCUCGCAAUCAUUUAUACCAGCAGAGAGGGGAAACAAGCCAGGCAGAUCAAAAGAGAGAGGAGAGAGAGGAUCUCUGGGGAACUCAGCAUGCCCGAGGAGGACCAAGAGUACUUUGGAAAACAUGGCGAGCCCAGGAAGUAUGACCCCACCUUCAAGGGUCCGACCCAGCACAGGGGCUGCACCGACAUCGUGUGCUGCAUCUUCUUCAUCCUCGCCAUCCUGGCGUAUUUUGCGGUGGGAAUACUUGCGUGGUCGCAGGGCGAUCCCAGAAAGGUGAUCUACCCCACGGACAGCCGGGGGCAGUUCUGUGGCCAGGCCGGCACGCCGCUGGAGAAGAAACCUCUGCUGUUCUACUUCAACAUCAUGAAGUGUGCCAGCCCCAUGGUGCUGCUGGAGUUCCAGUGUCCGACCACGCAGAUGUGUGUGGAGAAAUGCCCCGACAGGUUCAUGACGCUCGUCAAAGCCUACACCAACUCCAAAGACUUCAACUACUACAAAACCUUCUGCAAGGACGGCAUGAGCAGCUCCAUGUCGAUUCCAGACAUCCUCCGUCAAGGCCUCUGCCCCGCCAUGCUGACGCCCAGCAAGCCCUUCACUCGCAGGUGCUUCCCGGCUUUGGGGAAGCAAGACGGAGUCAUAACCGUGGGAAACACCUCUCACUUCGACGACGGCUCCGGGAACAUGAGGGACGCCAAAGAUCUGGUGGACGGAGUGAAGAACGCCACCGUGGUGAUCGAGGCUCGCCAAGUGGUGAUGAAGAUCUUUGAGGACUACACGCAGUCCUGGUACUGGAUCCUCAUAGGUCUGGUCAUCGCCAUGCUGCUCAGUCUGCUCUUCAUCGUCCUCCUGCGGUUCCUGGCCGGGAUCAUGGUCUGGAUCAUGGUGGCCUUGGUCAUCAUCGUCAUCGGAUACGGUAUCUUCCACUGCUACAUGGAGUACGCCGCUCUGAAGGGCGAGCCGGGCGCCGACGUGACCCUGCAGGACCUGGGCUUCCAGGCGGACUUCACCGUGUACCUGCAGAUCAGGCAGACCUGGCUGGCGUUCAUGAUCAUCCUGGCCAUCGUGGAGGUCAUCAUCAUCCUGCUGCUCAUCUUCCUCCGGAAGCGGCUCCUCAUCGCCAUCGCCCUCAUUAAGGAAGCCAGCAGAGCCAUCGGAUACGUGAUGUGCUCCCUCUUCUACCCCCUCUUCACCUUCCUGCUCCUGGCCGUGGUCAUCGCCUACUGGGCCGUGACCGCCGUUUUCCUGUCUACCUCCAAUGAGCCCGUCUACAAAGUCUUCAACGACUCCGACUGCGAGCACUCCAGGAAGACGUGCGACCCGGCGAACUUCUCCACCAGCCUGAUGAAGGGCCAGUGUCCCGACUCCGAGUGCCUGUUCGCCUUCUACGGCGGCGAGACCGUCUACCACAAGUACCUGAUCGGCCUGCAGUUCUACAACGUCUUCCUCUUCCUGUGGUGCGCCAACUUCGUGACGGCGCUGGGGCAGAUGACGCUGGCCGGCGCCUUCGCCUCCUACUACUGGGCCUUCGUCAAGCCAGACGACAUGCCCAGCUUCCCCAUCUUCUCCUCUCUGGGGAGGUCUCUCAGGUAUCACACAGGGACUCUGGCCUUCGGCUCGCUCAUCCUGUCGACCAUUCAGAUCAUCAGAGUCCUGCUGGAGUAUCUGGACCACAAGCUGAAAGGAGCCCAGAAUAAGUGUGCCAGGUUCGUGUUGUGCUGCCUGAAGUGCUGCUUCUGGUGUCUGGAGAAGUUUGUCAAGUUCCUGAACAGAAACGCCUACAUCAUGACGGCCAUUUAUGGUAAAAACUUCUGCACGUCAGCCAGAGAUGCCUUCUUCCUCCUGAUGAGGAACAUGAUCAGAGUCGCCGUUUUGGAUAAAGUGACAGAUUUCCUCUUGUUUCUGGGGAAGCUGCUCAUCGUGGGGCUCGUGGGCGUCUUCGCCUUCUUCUUCUUCUCUGGGAGGGUGAAGGCCUUUGAGGACACGGCGCCAAACCUGCACUACUACUGGGUCCCCAUCCUGACGGUGGUCAUCGGCUCGUACCUCAUCGCCCACGGCUUCUUCAGCGUCUACUCCAUGUGUGUGGACACGCUCUUCCUCUGCUUCUUGGAGGAUCUGGAGAGGAACGACGGCAGCGCCGAGCGGCCGUACCUGAUGCCCGAGAGCCUCCGCAAAGUCCUGAAGAAGAAGAACAAGGGCCAGCCGGCCGAGUAGAGGUCGGAGGUCAGAGCCGGGUUCGAACCCGGGGCCUCUGCCGUGUGCCGUACCGCCAUUCCCACGUCUCCAUCCAGUUAACGGUUUUUUUUUAUAUACGUAUGUAUAAAUAUCUAAGCGUAUUUUUAGCAUGUUGUGGAUGUUUUUAGGAACUGCAGCGUUUCAUGAAGGUACAAACUGUUUGAAAUGAGUCCAUAUUUAACCGUUCUGUUACCAAAGCCUCUGGUUUUUCCACUUCAGCCCGAUGCAGCUGGUGCAGCUUCAACUGCCGCCACAUGCAGAGAGAACUGGAGUUUUAGAGAAACUGGUCGAUGUAAAGGAUUUUAUUGGGUGCCUGUAUCGUUACGUCUCUGUAUUGUUUUUGUUUCUGGAGCGGAUUUGAAAUAAAACAUAGUUUUUAU
This is a messenger RNA of Salarias fasciatus (jewelled blenny), 2731 nucleotides long. RefSeq names its product choline transporter-like protein 2. The record is from RefSeq and is a predicted model, not a curated record. The transcript has 22 exons. Gene Ontology annotation, biological process: transmembrane transport. Bases 207 to 2330 code for a protein of 707 amino acids. NCBI's taxonomy places the organism in Eukaryota, Metazoa, Chordata, Actinopteri, Blenniiformes, Blenniidae. Gene Ontology annotation, molecular function: transmembrane transporter activity. Gene Ontology annotation, cellular component: membrane.